This is a messenger RNA of Cotesia glomerata, 1916 nucleotides long. Its product is annotated as speckle-type POZ protein-like. Gene Ontology annotation, biological process: regulation of proteolysis; proteasome-mediated ubiquitin-dependent protein catabolic process. The record is from RefSeq and is a predicted model, not a curated record. Gene Ontology annotation, molecular function: ubiquitin protein ligase binding. Gene Ontology annotation, cellular component: cytoplasm. The coding region runs from base 73 to 1077 and encodes 334 amino acids. The transcript is spliced from 2 exons. Lineage: Eukaryota; Metazoa; Arthropoda; Insecta; Hymenoptera; Braconidae.
CAAAAUUUGCAUAAUUAAUUUAGCUGUAAAAAGAAAAAAUUUAUUUGGUGUUGUAAUAAAAAAAAGAUAAAAAUGAUUAGAGGUUGUACAACAAAAGAUGAACAUAACAUUACUUAUGAAUGGGAGAUAAAAAAAUUUGAUACUUACCUAUCAUAUGUUAAAUUCGGAAUGAAAAGUAUUGAGUCUACAAAAUUUUCAUCAGGAUCACCGUUUAAAGAUAUAUGGUGUCUUAAAUCUGUCUUUAGAGAUGGCACCGUAGAAAUUGUUCUAUGUUUAUUAAGCAAUCAUUCACUACCAAUUGAAACGAAAUAUUCAUUUUUCAUUUUGGAUAAUGAAAAAAAAAAAGUUUUUAUGAAGAGCUACCAUAGCCCAUUGAGUACGGGUGAAGAAACAUAUUUGAUUUUAUCAAAAAAAAAUUGGGAAAAUAAUGAAGAUCGAUAUUUACCAAAUAACAUUUUGACAGUAGGUUUGGAUCUUUCUGUAUUUGAUGAACCUAUCACAAUUUCUUCAGAAUUUGAACUAAAAAUUGCAAAGCGCCCGAUGGCCCAAGAUUAUAAAGAAUUUUACCUUGCGAAGAUAGAAACUGAUGUUACAAUCAACGUGGGUGAUGAAAAAUUUCGGGCUCAUAAAUCUAUUUUAAUGGCACGAAGUUGCGUUCUCGCUGCAAUGUUUAAUAAUGAAAUGAUCGAAAAAAAGGAAAAUACCGUAACUAUACCAGAUAUCGAUCCUCAGAUAUUUGAAAAAAUUCUAGAAUUUAUUUAUACUGAUCAAGUUAGUGAUUUAGAUGAAAAUGCUGAGCUUCUAUUAGAAGGCGCUGACAAAUAUCAGCUUCAAUCACUCAAAGAAAUGUGUGAAGAAUCUCUUAGUAAAACUUUAACUUUUGAAAAUGCGUUUAAGUUGUCUAUUUUUGCUGAUUUUCACAAUGCCAAUCACUUACUUAAAUUUACUGAUAAUUUUAUUCUCUUGAACGUCGACAAAGUUUUUAAUACUUUAAAUUUUGACCAGCUCGAAAAAUCAAAUUUAUAUUUGAUUUUGAAAUUGUUAAGAAAGCAUCCAUUUCCAAUGGAUAAAAAUUAAUUUCGUAUUAUUGGUACAAUUUUCAAACAGCUUAUAAAUGCACGGGUUGCGUUACAAAAUAUAUUGGGACCAUUCAAAAAUGAUUAUUUACAAACACUCCACAAUAUACGAAUAAAAACAACUUUAAGUUUAAUUGAUCUGAGAAUAUUUUUUUAGUACUUAAUAAGUUUUAUAUUAUUUUUCGCUUAAAAAAAAUUAAUGUCAAUGUUAACAAAUUGAAAAAAAAAAAAAAAAAAAAACUUAAAUUCGAGUAUAAUUUAGGAGCUGCUGACGAAUAUCUUUUUUUCCCCUUCGGACGUAAAGCGUCAACUUUAGCCCCGCUGCGCGAAACGAAGUUGCCGCUUUACGCCUUCGCCGGGGAAAAAAUAGUAUACACUCCUCGGGAAGUAAAUAAGAAAGCCUCAGAUCACAUGUUUGUUGACCUCGGCUUCGCCUCGGCCAACAAUUACCUGUGAUCUGAGACAUUUCUUACUUUACUUCCCUAGGGGUGUAAUAUACUAUUGGCGAUGUUAAAACAAAUGUAUUAAAAUUCAAUCAGCAAAUUUCACUCCAUUAAAUGCAGUUUAAAAGAGAAAAAUUGUAAACUAACGUUCUUGAAUUCAUACUGAUAAAAGUACAAAUUUUUUUCUUUUUCAUUUACAAUACUUAAUAAUUUUAUUGUUUUAAUAAUAUAUGUGAAUUUUAAUUUUUACAAAUGGAGUUGACCACACACAUUCGAUGCAAUCAAUUUUCAUAGCUAUGUUUUUUAUUUAAUUAAUAGAAUCUUCUAGGUAUCAAUAUUUCUAUAGUUUCGCUAUUACAAUUCAAAAAAUUUAAUAUAAAUUUAUAAAGAAAAAAUU